AUGAAUCCCACUGAAGAUAUCAUCAAAGAAGGAGAUACAGUUGUUAUGUUUGGAUCUCGUAAUCAAUAUGAAAUUAUUCAAGUUAGUAAAGGGAAACAAUACCAUUGUAAAUAUGGUAUAUAUCCACAUGAGUUAUUAAUUGGUAAACACUACGGUGAUGAGAUAUCAAGUAAAGAUAAUAAAGGACAUAUGUAUGCCUUAGCAUUAACACCAUCGUUGUAUACAACUGUUCUUCAACACCGUACACAAGUAUUAUACCAUGAGACAAUAUCACCUGUAUUAUCAUAUUUUGAUAUUACUCCAAAUUCUAUUAUUGUAGAAUCAGGAACAGGGUCUGGAUGUUUAUCAGCAGCAUUUGGAUCACGUUUACAAUUUGGUAAUGAACAUGGUAAAGGACAUUUAUAUACAUUUGAAUUUCAUGAACAAAGAAAGAUUAAAGCAGAAGAAGACUUCAAAAUGCUUGGACUUGACAAAGUAAUUACAGUUGUAUUACGUGAUGUUGUACAAAAUGGAUUUCUUAUUGAUGGGGUGUUGCAUGAACAAGAAGCAGAUUGUGUGUUUUUAGAUUUACCAAAUGUACAUGAAGCAAUUACACAUGCAUAUAAUGUACUCAGAGUUGGAGGUAAAAUUUGUUGUUUCUGUCCAUGUAUUGAACAAAUACAAAAAUCAAGCCAAGAACUUAGAAAAGAUGGUAGAUUCACCAAUUUAUUAACUAAAGAAAAUGUUAUUAGACCAUAUUCAAUUAAAGGAGUUGGAAAAAGAAAUGAUGAUUGUAUGUCAAGUGAAAUAUUAUGUUGUCCAACAAAAACAAUUAAAGGACAUGUUGGAUAUGUAACAUUUGCUAUUAAAGCUAAGUGA
Molecule: messenger RNA, 858 nt
Organism: Entamoeba dispar SAW760
Lineage: Eukaryota; Evosea; Mastigamoebida; Endamoebidae
Exons: 1
Coding region: 1-858 (285 amino acids)
Biological process (GO): tRNA methylation
Cellular component (GO): nucleus; tRNA (m1A) methyltransferase complex
Source: RefSeq, a predicted model, not a curated record